Cloeon dipterum is the source of this 4825-nucleotide messenger RNA. Its product is annotated as hemicentin-2-like. Bases 318 to 1304 code for a protein of 328 amino acids. Gene Ontology annotation, biological process: synapse organization. Gene Ontology annotation, cellular component: neuron projection membrane. The transcript is spliced from 5 exons. NCBI's taxonomy places the organism in Eukaryota, Metazoa, Arthropoda, Insecta, Ephemeroptera, Baetidae. The record is from RefSeq and is a predicted model, not a curated record.
UCUCACCCCGGCCCCCGGCCUAGAUGGAGGUGGAUGGUGGAGGUUUGCAGUGGUGCGAGUGAGAGUGACGUCGAUCGCUACACACACAUACAAAUCCACCCCGACUUUGCUGGACUACACACUGACAUAUUCACAAAUACACACACAUAGUGAGCCCUGCUCGGAAAUUCGUGCGAUUUUUGUCAUGACAUUGUCGCUGCUCUACUUGUGACUGUCGCCGGCGAGUGUUCAAAGGGCGAUUUCGCACGUCGCGCGCGCGAUCGUGAAAUGAUUCGGCACUGAUUGGGUCGACCGGCGACGAAGAGUGAAGCGCAAAAAUGAAGUCGACGUUGAGCAAAUACUUCAUGUGGAGCCUCGUCUGGAUUCACGUGUGUCUGCAGUUUUCAGUCGCGAUCGCGGCGGCGGUUUUCACCGACAACUCGGUGGACCACGAGGGUGCGUCGUCUGGGUCGUCGUCAGCAUCGGCGGUGGGCAACUCUCUGCUGCACCAGCACGUCAAGAGGUUUAGCGGAUUAUACACAGGGCCCUACUUCGACACGUCCAUAGCCACUAACAUCACAGCUCAGCUCGGCACCCACGCGUUUCUUCCCUGCAAAGUCAAGCAGCUAGGCAAUAAGUCGGUGUCGUGGAUACGAAGGCGAGACGCGCACAUUCUAGCCGUGGACCGGUACACGUUCAUCGCUGACGAGCGGUUCCAGGCGUUCCACGCCGAGUCGAUGGACACUUGGACCCUGCAGAUCAAAUACGUGCAGGCGCGAGACGCGGGCCAGUACGAGUGUCAAAUCAGCACCGAGCCCAAAAUGAGCCACUUCAUUACCCUCAACGUCGUAGUGCCUCGGAUCGAGAUCAUGGGCGAGACGGACAUCUACGUGAAAACGGGCAGCACGGUGAAUCUCAAAUGUGUCAUCACGCAGAGUCUUGAAGAGCCAGCCUACAUCUUUUGGUACCACGACAACGAGAGAGUUCUCAAUUACGACAAGACACAAAAGGAGAUCAAGGUGGAGAGGGUCGACAAGGACACCACCAUCGGCACCCUCAUCAUCUACAGUGGCCGCCGCGAGGACUCGGGCAACUACACCUGCGCCCCAUCCAACCUCGACUCGGCCAGCGUGCUGCUACACGUGUUGAACGGCGAGCACCCGGCAGCGAUGCAGCGGGGCAAGAACAGUGCCGCGCCGUGCUCGUGGAGCCACCUGUCGGCAGGACUGGUGCUAUUCGCCUGCUGUUCAACCCCCAGGGCCGCCCUGGCAACCCUGCUGGCGCUCGGGGUGGCCGGACACCUAUUGGGCUGGGCGGGCACAUAAUUGGCGGCGCCCGCCUCGGCUCAGCUGCUGCUGCUGCUGCACUCAUUGAACGGCCUGCCUGAGGAUUCGACCCCCGUCAUCAAUCGAGCGGACUGAUGUUUAACUAACGAACGAUAAAACUCAUCCCCCAGUACCCUCCACCCGCCCCCAGCGAUUGGCAAGCUCUCGAUGCAAGAGUGUAAAAUCUAGUCUGUCCCGUCGUUUGCCCCCCCCCCCCCCCCCCGUAACUCCCUGCGCGACAGCCCAACUGUGAAUGAAAUUUAUUCUGCGAGAGGCCAUCGGGGAACACACACACUCACUCACUCACACACACCGAGAAUCACAAAAGGAAUCCUCAGCACAAUCAACGAGCAAACAAGAAAACUUGUAUUCAUGCAUGUCUGUGUGUAAAUGAAUGGAAAUCCAGUUAAGCAACAGAGACAAUGCGAUUUGUUGGUGUACACACGGUACGAAUGAGGCUGCUGCGAGUGACCGCGAAGAUUUUACGACUGUCCAUGUUGCCAUUUUGUAAGAAUCGUUUCUCUCGUCAGAUUCAUCAUUCGGCGAAUAUGUAAUUACUAUACACAUACACAAUCACACACAAGCAACACGAAAGGUACGAUGUAUAGAUUUUAGAGAUGCGCUAUCGGAUAUAUAUUCUCGCACGGCGAAUGGUGUUAGCGGAGCGCGAAGGGCGCAAUUGGUUGCAACCGCGGUGUGGUGCAAUCGGGAUGUUAAUUUCAUUUUAUAGCACAUAUAAUUUUUCCUUCUUGGUUUUUACUGUUUUAAAAACCAGAAUCCCCAGUAAAGGAUGGAAUUUAGAGCUUGCUGAUUUUUCAAGAGGAAGUUCUUUCGCAGGGAGGGAAGAGACGGGUUUCACACGUAUCAUUUCAUCUUUCCUUCUGAUUGAGUUCAGCAACGAGUUCAGUUGGUUGUUCUCAACGGCCGGGGUUAAUUCUGUGGGCCUGGAUUUUUCUUUUGCAGUAAUUCCUGACAAUGAGGAACCGAAAACAGCUGUUGUGCGGUACGAACAUGUGCGAGAUGAAUGCACACAAAGUAAAGCCACAGAGUGAGCUUUUUUCAUUUAAUUAUUUCGUCAGAUUUUGGUUUAAAUCUCUGCUGAUAAUUGGCUUUGAAGGCGACGACGGCACCUCUCAAAACUAAGGUCCUCGAGGUCUGAGUGGAAAUCGAUUAAAAAUAUCAUGGUGCUAGCUUGAAAAGGUUUCCGCGCCAGACCCUCUGCGAGACUUUAAAAGCCGAUGCCGAGAGCCCUAUUUUAUCAACUGCCUUUGCCAUCUGUGGAGGUAGCUUUGGCACACACACACACACACACACAUCACUACCUAUACAUGCGCGCAUAACAAGUGCAGGAAGGAAAUCAUGUCAACCAGCAGCCUUCCCUUUUUUCACCGCUAGCAAAUUGAGUCAGUUUAUUCAUACCCGUUUUCCCAUUUCGCACACUUUGCACGUUCCUUUUGCGAUUCACACCGCAGUCGAUUCACCCCCUGAUGCUGCAGGCAACCUUGGCAGCCAGCAGCUCGAGACGUGUGUGCAUACAUGCAUUCUGCAAAUCGAGGUCGCUGCACCUGCUGUGUGCUUAUAUGCACUCGGCCGGGGCAUGCAGCGUCUCAUUUUUCCCUUCGUCCGCCACACCUCGCCGUGCAGCGAUAUUGUUCUAUUGAAAAUGCUGAUUUUAUAUUUUUUAUGUCAUACUGUGUGAUUUCUGUGAGUGCUGCGAGAGAACAGUUCGUUAUGUUGGAAGCUGUGCGUGAGAAUACGUGGAUAUAUAUACUACAGUGCGUGGCAAGAAACUCGAGACUCUUGAGUCGCCGCCGCCGGCCCUGACUCACUCCGGCGCGGCGACGCUGUCGAAUUCUGCUAGCGCGAGAGAGAAAAUGCAACUUCAACAACUAAACCGGUAAAAUUGUAAAUAAAAAAAAAGAAAAAUCACGAAAAAUACUUCAAGGAAUAAUCAAUAUAGUGACGUUAAAAAUAAUUCAAAGUGCAAUGUAAUAGACCAAAAGAGUAAAAACAACAUUCUUUCCUCAGUGUAUAAAAAUACAUAACUGAAUAAUAUAAUCCUAUGCCGAAAUUUAACGUAACAUCUCCUCACACACGCGACAAAGCAAACGAAAUAAUCUCGAUGCAAGAUUGCCGCUGGCUGUUUCGCGUGUGCCCUCGCGUGUCGCGGGAAUUUUCUUUGCCCUGUCGGUGCGCUGGAGAACAGUGAGCAAAGCGACGCACAUUUCUUGUGCAACCUGCUUCAUUGUGAAUUUUCGCGAGGAUACACGUACGUCUGUGUUCCCUCCGACGCGAGGAGGCACCGAAGGCAGCUCCAGCGUUUUCUCAUUAUUUAUUUACAGCAUCUGUCACGCUCUACAACCAACUUUCUGUCAUGUGAAAUUUGCAUUCGAGCGCGAUCCUGUGUUUUUGUCUACCAAUCAUUUACGUAUGUACACCCCACCCUUCCGCUGAAAUAUCCAGCCUACAUGUGAAUCCACUUGGGGAAUCUUUGUUGCUUCUGUCUCUCUACUCAUUUUGCCCGACCGACGCCAAAGUUAACGAUUAAUUCGAAACCACGGAGGAAUGCCACCGGCAACGGAAUAAUGCACUCUAACCUCUUAAUAAUGUGCGCGCGCGGUCUUAUUCAACUACAUUAGAGUCGACCACGGUUUGGCGGAGCCAGAGAGCUUCGGAUCGGCCUGAGAGCAGGUGACUAAUGAAAUGAAAAGUUUCAGGUGCGCAUUGGUUAACCAGCUCGGCCGAAUUUAAUGCCAGGGAGUCGAGCCACAGUGAACCCUGAUGUGUUAUUUUGAAUUGUCAUGUGUGGCCGAUCUGUCACGUUCUGUGUAAUCUUUGAGCAUCGACAGCGACAUCAGAAAUUUCAAUAUAUAUUAUACUUAAAGUUGUCAGGAUCGCUCUGGGUGUCACGAUCGCUAUGCUCAUGAGCAGUACGAAUUUAAAUACGUCAUGAGAAAAUGUCACGCAGUUCUUUGAUUUGCAUCCAUUUGUCAAGAGACCCUGUUGUUCACCAGUUAUAAUAUUGUACAUUUCGGACGUUCCAUCACCACCAAAGAAGAAUAAAUAAAUCUCAAAACUGUUUUUUGAACCUUUAAACUAUGUCGUGGUAAAUUUUAAAUGUAUGUGAUAUACUAUUAAAACGAAUUAAAAUCCUUCUUACUUGCAAAUUGUGCCGCGAUUCUCAUUUUUCACCCAGAACAGCUCUUUGGCGCCAAACCCUGGUUCCGGUUGGAAUCCACUUGCUCAAAACGGAAAGCAUCUAUCGGUCAACGCACUACCCUGAAUACUAAUAGCCCCGCUCGCCCGCCAUACUCGCAAACAUCCCUUUCUCUUGCUCUCUCUAUCUCUUCACGCUUGAUUUAUGUGUCCGUCGAAAUUUAAUUUCCGCUUCCAAAUCGCCACCUUCUCUCUGAAUUAGACUCCAAAAUAUAAGGGUUGAUCAAAUGUCUGAUUUUAUCAAUUGUCCAAUUGUUGUAUUUUAAUAACGUCAUGGUGUUGCUAAUAAAGAGGAAAUAUUGAAA